GCCGCCGUCGCCGUCAUGCUGGGCGCCGCUCUCCGCCGCUGCGCUGGGGCCGCAACCACCUGGGCCGGCCCUCGAGGCCUCCUGCGCUCCGCCCGGACCCCCAGCCCCGCCGCGACUAUCCAGUCCGUUCGCUGCUAUUCCCAUGGGUCACAGGAGACAGAUGAGGAGUUUGAUGCUCGCUGGGUAACAUACUUCAACAAGCCAGAUAUAGAUGCCUGGGAAUUGCGUAAAGGGAUAAACACACUUGUUACCUAUGAUAUGGUUCCAGAGCCCAAAAUCAUUGAUGCUGCUUUGCGGGCAUGCAGACGGUUAAAUGAUUUUGCUAGUACAGUUCGUAUCCUAGAGGCUGUUAAGGACAAAGCAGGACCUCAUGAGGAAAUCUACCCCUAUGUCAUCCAGGAACUUAGACCAACUUUAAAUGAACUGGGAAUCUCCACUCCGGAGGAACUGGGCCUUGACAAAGUGUAAACCCCAUGGAUGGGCUUCCCAAGGAUUUAUUGACAUUGCUACUUGAGUGUGAACAGUUACCUGGAAAUACUGAUGAUAACAUAUUACCUUAUUUGAACAAGUUUUCCUUUAUUGAGUACCAAGCCAUGUAAUGGUAACUUGGACUUUAAUAAAAGGGAAAUGAGUUUGAA
Symphalangus syndactylus (siamang) is the source of this 638-nucleotide messenger RNA. RefSeq names its product cytochrome c oxidase subunit 5A, mitochondrial-like. The record is from RefSeq and is a predicted model, not a curated record. Lineage: Eukaryota; Metazoa; Chordata; Mammalia; Primates; Hylobatidae. Gene Ontology annotation, cellular component: respiratory chain complex IV; mitochondrial inner membrane. Gene Ontology annotation, biological process: mitochondrial electron transport, cytochrome c to oxygen.